AUGCAUUCUAUGGCUCGGCUCAGACGAUCCGGCCACCAGUUGAGGGCAGGAGCAGUCUGUGUUUGUUCAUAUGGCGGGGUCUCUUCUGGUGGCCCUGCUUUCUCUGAAUAUAUCUCAGCUCUGUCAAUGGACCGGUUGGCUCGUCUUCUUGUUGCUGGUUUACAAAGCGUCCAAGCUUUACCUGAAGCACAGGCAGCUGGUCUCAGCCUUCGGUCCUUUCCAAGGACCUAAGACCCACUGGCUCUAUGGAAAUGCCCAUGAGUUCCACGGGGAUGGGAAGGACUUAGACAUUUUAUCCGGUUAUGCUGAGCGAUACCCAUAUGCCUACCCGCUGUGGCUGGGAAAUUUCUUCGCUUCACUCACAAUCUGCCACCCUGAUUACGCAAAAGCCAUUCUGUCAAGACAGGAUCCAAAGGAUAAUUUUGGCUACUAUUUUAUUACACCAUGGAUUGGGAAAGGACUGUUGGUCCUGUCGGGACAGAAGUGGUUCCAGCACCGGCGGCUGCUGACUCCGGGGUUUCACUAUGAUGUGCUGAAGCCGUAUGUCGGGCUGAUGUCUGACUGCACCAGGGUCAUGCUGGAUAAAUGGGACAGAUUGGUUUCAGAUCAGAAGCCAGUAGAGCUUUUCCACCAUGUCAGCCUGAUGACUCUGGACACCAUCAUGAAAUGUGCCUUCAGUUAUCAGAGCAACUGCCAGCAUAACAGUGAAAAUGCCUAUAUAAAAGCCGUUUAUGACCUCAGCUACUUGGCGGAUUAUCGGUUCUGUUGCUUGCCGUAUCACAAUGAUCUCAUUUUCUACCUAAGUCCUCAUGGAUUUCGCUUUCGGAGAGCACUGAAAGUAGCUCAUGAACACACGGAUAAAGUCAUUAAAGAAAGAAAAGAAUCUCUUAAACAGGACACCGAGCUCGAGAAAAUCCUCCAGAAGAGACACUUGGAUUUUCUGGAUAUCCUGCUGUGUGCUAAGGAUGAAAAUGGUCAGGGUCUGUCGGAUGAGGACCUGCGAGCAGAGGUGGACACCUUCAUGUUUGAGGGACACGAUACUACGGCCAGCGGGAUCUCCUGGAUCCUAUACUGUUUGGCCAAAUACCCAGAGCACCAGCAGAGAUGCAGAGAGGAGAUCAGAGAAGUCCUGGGGUUCAGAGACAUUUUGGAAUGGGACGAUCUGGGGAAAAUGCCCUACACCUCUAUGUGCAUUAAGGAGAGCUUGCGGCUCUAUCCGCCAGUUCCAGGGGUGGCUCGUGAGCUCAGCCAACCAAUCACAUUCUGCGACGGGCGAACUCUCCCAAAAGGCGCUGACGUACUUCUGAGUAUAUAUUGCAUGAAUAGAUGUUCCAGCAUAUGGGAGGCUCCAGAGGUUUUUGAUCCUUUGAGAUUUUCUCCAGAAAAUUCAUCUAAAAGACAUUCACAUGCCUUUCUGCCCUUUUCAGCUGGAUCACGGAACUGUAUUGGCCAGAAUUUUGCCAUGAACGAGAUGAAAGUGGCCGUAGCGUUGACCUUGCAGAGAUACGAGCUGAGUCCAGACCCUGACAAUGAACCCCUAUUGCGUCCUCAGCUAGUGUUACGCUCCGUCAACGGAAUUCACCUCAAUUUAAGGAGAGUAGAAAGAAUGGGCAGACAAGAGUGAGAAGGACAUGAGCAUAAGUCUUCUACGAAUAUUCGGCCUGAAAUUCUAAUGAAUGAUUGUAUCAACAAGUUUUAAAGGUGCUAAAAAAAUACAAAUUAAACUUUCUGUGCCAUGUAAAA
Messenger RNA from Spea bombifrons (plains spadefoot toad), 1743 nucleotides. RefSeq names its product cytochrome P450 4B1-like. The record is from RefSeq and is a predicted model, not a curated record. The transcript has 12 exons. Gene Ontology annotation, molecular function: monooxygenase activity; oxidoreductase activity, acting on paired donors, with incorporation or reduction of molecular oxygen; iron ion binding. The coding region runs from base 71 to 1624 and encodes 517 amino acids. NCBI's taxonomy places the organism in Eukaryota, Metazoa, Chordata, Amphibia, Anura, Pelobatidae.